CUCAGUACAAGUUUAUUUUUCCUCCUACUCUUCCUAAGGGUGAUACAAAUAUGGCAACAUCUGCAAUUGAAAAGAUAGAAAUGGAUGUGCCUAUUAAGGCCACCCCCCAGCAGUUUUAUGAAGUUUUGUGCAACAAGACACACCAUAUUUCAAAUGUUUGCCCUGAUAUAGUAAAGGGUAUUGAACUUCAUGAAGGUGAUUGGGGCACUGAGGGGUGCAUUAUAUCCUGGAAUUAUGUUUUUGCUGGAAAAACUUGUAUUUCUAAGCAGAGGAUUGAAGACAUAGACAAAGAAAACAACAAAAUAACGUUCAAAGUGUUGGGUGGAGACUUAUUGGAGGAUUACAAAAGCUUCAAGUUCAUAAUGCAAAUUGUUCCUCAAAGAGAAGGAAGUGUGGUUCGUUGGAUAGUAGAAUAUGAGAAGCUCAAUAACAAUGUUCCUAAUCCUCACUCUUUGUUCCAUUUAUCUGUUGAGGUUCUCAAAUAUGUUGAUGCUCAUCUUGCACCCGAGGACAAGAAGUAAAAUAAUUUAUUUUAAUUUCAUUAUUGUGUGUGACAAAUAAAUGAGGAUUUAAUUUCCUCUAUCUAUAUGUCAUGUAUUAUGAAUAAUGUAUGUGGUUUAUUCAAAAGAGUUGAGUGGCAUUAGGCGUGAGCUGAGAUGUUUCUGCUCCACCUAGCAUAUAAAAAAAUGUCCAUGUGUAUUAUAAUAUGAUAUUGUAUAAAAUGGGACCUAUUUAUGGGAUUGAAAGUCGUGUGUAUGAUUUCACCUUAUGAAAUAAAAUAAUGUUUUGUGGGAUUUCCUUUA
This is a messenger RNA of Medicago truncatula (barrel medic), 803 nucleotides long. RefSeq names its product MLP-like protein 43. Gene Ontology annotation, biological process: defense response. Lineage: Eukaryota; Viridiplantae; Streptophyta; Magnoliopsida; Fabales; Fabaceae. The record is from RefSeq and is a predicted model, not a curated record. The transcript has 2 exons. Bases 51 to 521 code for a protein of 156 amino acids.